UCUAUAAAUAGCCACAUAUUCUCGCCGACCUCCGCUGAACAUCAAACGUGUUAUGUAAAGUAUCGGAAUCGCUUGGAAGAAGAAGGGGUGCACAAUUCGUCUCCAGCACAGCUGUCCUCCUAGCACCGUGCCAGGGGACACGUUCCAAAAUCGGUCUACAGGCAGUGGGCCAGGAGCGGUCGGUGGGUAAAGUUUUGGGUGCAGUGAGAGGAGCAGCAGUAGCUGCAAAGUGCAGGCUGCAUGUCACACAAUUUCUUAAGACUACCCGAUCAAAAAGGCAUGUUCACUCCCGUCAGGAUUGAGGGAGCUGCCGAGGAUGAGGACGAGGACAAUGAGGAGGACAUCCGACUCAUACCCAGGUGCUCGCCCGUUCCCAGGAAACGCGGCCCUUCCAUUGCCGAUGAGACCGCGGAGUACAUGCGAAUUCGCGAGAGGUUUAAACGGAGAGUGUCAUUUGCGGAUUCAUCAGGCGGAGAACUUGUGGAUGUAAGAUUGUUCAACGCCUAUGAUUCAGAUGAUGAAGAAUCGGCCGCAAGAUGGGAAGCCGAGGAAGCUCGUUACCGCGCCAACAUACGCGAGCCGAUCUACAACCCCAUCCCAGACUUCCCGGAGCUAUCGGCCGAUGAAUUGAAGGCAUCUUUGCUCGCCGGUAAAGUGGAAGUGCAGAGCGUGACCAGCGUCCCCGAUGAACCGCUCGCGUUUACUGGGACAGUUCGAGUGCUUAAUAUUUCGUUCAACAAGUCAGUGUACAUCCGUUCUACUAUGGACGGUUGGGGAUCAUACUUUGAUUAUAUGGCCGAUUAUGUGGAGGGGUCUAAUGAUGGUGACUCUGACCAAUUCUCUUUUAAGUUGUCCUUCGCUCCUCCUUACCUUUUUGAUGGCGCGCGAAUUGAUUUCGUGGUGCGCUACGAAACAUCCAAUGGAGACUUCUGGGCAAACAACUCAGGCAAAAAUUAUUCGGUCACACUGCACGUCACAUAUGAAGACAGUGCAGAGAAAGCCGCUGGGCAUGACGUGUCCAGCCUCAGAGGAAUACUGAGACCCGCUAGACCUGCACUGGACUACGACUGUGACGACCAUUAUGAUGACGAUGAUGAAGAGGGGGCGUCAAGGCCGGAAAGUGAGGUGAAGGAGCAUCCGGCCGUGCCCGUGAUACACCCUGUCAUCGUGCAGCCUGGGAUGGAUAUAGAUGUGAGGCGCCAGGAGAAGGAAUCUCUCUCUACAUCCAGCACAGACCUUUUGCAAACAACAGCAGCAGCAGCAACAACAGUAACAACAGCAACAGCAACCACAGUAGCAGCAGCACCUGAAGCCACACCCUGCUUUGUCACUCCAGAGCUAGCACCAAGCCUUCCAACUGCCGAGACGAGCACCAGUGAUCGGCAAGAGCAACCCAGCACAGCACUGCCACCGUCAGACACAACCACACUUGGAUCAGAGCCAAACUAUGCACUCCAGCAACUUAUGCCAGCAGCUCAAAUAGAGGUUGGGGAGGGGGAGGGGGAGGAGGUGGCGGCAGUCCCAGCAUGCUCUGCCAGUGUAAUGGCCCUGUCACCUGACAUCCACCCUGAAGACCACUCGGGAUCACUUGCAACUGGUGACACACAUGCUAUCCUGGCAGCAGGAGCUGACAUACCUCGCCAAUUAGGCCAUCCUCAGCUAGAGUUGACGGAGCAUGGGCCUAAUCCAACAGAGGUAGACCUUCAUGUAAGCGGGGAGCUUGACAUACUGGAUCGGGGACUUGAGGUGGUAGACCGGGGUAGUGAUAUCGUGCUAGAGGUAAUUGGACGCAUCGCAGAGGACCUCAGUGUCAUUGAGGCAAAGCUCGGUGAGAAUAAGGAGAAGACAGACACCGGCAAGGAGUUAGUGGGGUCUCAAGGCCUCAUACUGACAGCAAGCUCCGACAUCUUAGAGGACCGCUUGAAGAAAGAGAGUGCAGACAACAUAGAUGUUGAGAUGGCUGGGAUAGAAGAAGAUGAUGUCCCCAAGAAUCUACAGCAGCUUGUCCUAUGGACUGGGGUCUCACCAGGUCUGUCCACACACCGUCAAGUGGAGAUCGUUACCCACAACAAGCCCACUGAUCCAGAAACAGCAGAAGAAUAUCACAUGAUGACCCAUGGGCCACGCACUGUACCUUACAAGGUUCCUGACACUGUCAAGCCACCUGUACCAGUGCAACCCUCCAAAGCACCUGUGGUAUCUGUGUCAGAGCCAUCAUUGGCCAAACAUGAAGCCUUGCCAGUUUCAUCUCAUACUCGGCCUAUUGAGCUGAAAUGGAAAGAAACCUCAGCAGAAGAAAUCUCACAGUACUUCAGUGUCACUGCUCCAUCAACCAAAUGUCCAGUGGGCCCAGAGCUGGUACCAGAACCAGAACCAAAACCAGAACUGGUACCAGAACCAGAACCAAAACCAGAACUGGUACCAGAACCAGAACCGGUGUCCUCCACAGAAGGUCCCUGUCCAAUGUUGACCCCAGGCAUGCCUGAAGAUAAAUUGAAGCAUACCUCUGACAUCACGGAAAUCUCACAACAGUACUUCACUGUCACUACACCAUCAACCAAACAUCCAGUGAUACCAGAGGAAGAUGGGCUUGACAUUUCUGACAGCAAGGAAGAACUGGUGUCCUUCACAGAGGUUUCCUGUCCAGUAUCGAUUCCAGACGUCCCUGAAGAUAAAUUGGAGCAUCAUUCUGAUGGCACGGACAAACUAGUGUCCUUCCCAGAAGGUUCCAGUUCAAUGAUGACCCCAGGUGCCCCGCAAGAUAAAUUGGAGCAUCCGUCCGAGCCAGUAUCCUCCACAGAAGGUUCUUAUCCAAUGUCGACCCCAGAUGUCUGGGAAGACAAACUGGAGCAUCCUUCCCAGCCACAAUCCUCCACAGAAGUGUCCUGUCCAAUGUCGACCCCAGAAGUCCUUGAGGAGAUGUUGGUGCAUCCUCCCGACAAACUGGUGUCCUUCACAGAAAUUUCCGGUCCAAUGUUGAUCCAAGGUGUUCUGGGAGAUAGAUUAGAGCAUCCCCAGCUGAUACCCUCUACAGAAGGCUCCUGUCCACUGCUGACCCCAGACGUCCUUGAAUAUACACUGGAGCAUCCUUCUGACAGCAUGGACAAACUGGUGUCCUUAGCAGAAGGUCCCUGUCCAAUGUUGAUUCCAGACAUCUUAGAAGAUAAAUUGGAGCAUCCUUCUGACAACAUGGAAGACGAACUGGACGCCUUCACACAGGCUUCCUGUCCAGUUGCAACCCAAGAGGACCUUGAAGAUAGUUUGGAGUAUGUGGAGUCAAUCACCUUGCGGCCGGCCAUCUUUGGCCUGAGCUUGGCUGUUGGUCUCCUUGCGGCCGUGCAAGAGCCCAGUCUCCUCUACGCCUAUGGACUCUACCUAAUGAUGAAGUGCUUCUAGGUGCCAUCUUGGGUUAUUUUAUUUUCUUUAUCUGCCCCCCCCCUUUCUGCUCCUAAGAAAAGUGCCUUAUUAUUUUGAAUCACAAACAUGCAUUGGAAAGCUAAACUGUUGUGUUUGUUUUUGUUCAGUUUAGAGCAUGCAAACUUUAUAGGUUUCUUUCAGGUCAUCAUCAUGAAAUGAAAACAAGAUGCCAAGUUGAUAUUUCAAUUGUUCAUUGAUAUUUAAAUUUCAACAUUAAGAAUAUUGUAGCGACAACAUAUCUUACUCAUCUAAACCAUAUCUUUCGAACCGUACCUGAAACACUCCUUACUCUGCCAUUUAAUCUCAGAAAUGCAGUGUACUUGCAGUGGUUAGUGUAGUAGUGUGUAGCAGAUAAUGCAGUGGUUGUGUGUCAUCAAUGGCCUUACCUGGGGUGUGUGUGUGUUUUGGGAAGGUUCCAAGAAUGUGGUAGGAUGUGUCAGUAAGUGAGACUCCGAAGCUGCUUAAUGGUGGAGUAUGUACAUACUUUUUUAGUUGUUUAUUUCCAGAAUGUACCAUAUGCUGCUCAUUUACAAAUUGUGCCUUUUCCAUGUGUACUUACCAUCAAUUUCUAAGUAUUCAUUUUGAAGGAAGGUUACAUGUGAAUUCGUGGUCUGGAUCUUCUCCAUGUCUGCCAUUUUGGAUGACCAGUUUUUGACAUACAGUAUUUAGCUGCAAAACUUACUGUACUUUGGCCAGACCAGUAAGUAUUACUUUAUUGCUUAAAAUAUUCACGAAAAGGGGAUUUGUGAAUGGGCUGCAUACAUUUUUGGAAAUAAACAACUUAACCUUAAAUACUCUACCUUUAACGUUUGUUAGAUUGAAUGGUCUGUGACUGUUGAUGUUACAGGGGACAACAGCAAUGUGAAUUUUGAAGCGGUGGGUGGUGUGUGUGUGUGUGAGACAGGGAGAGAGAGAGAGAGAGAGGGGGCGGGUGCGGGAGGAGUUAUCUUGCAGAAUGAAGUCUAUUUUUGUGUGUAGCAGAGAGAAUUCUAAAUAAACAUCUACCAAAGGCCAGUGAUACAUUUCCUGUAGGAAAAGGUUGACAUAUGACAUGUGCCUUCAAGAGAUUUUGAUGAAUGGAUUGUGGAAAGUUGAGGAAAUGUUCUUUUGUGUGUGUGUGUGUGUGUGUGUGUGUGUGUGUGUGUGUGUGUGUGUGUGUGUGUGUGUGUGUGUGUGUGUGUGUGUGUGUGUGUGUGUGUGUGUGUUUGUGUGUUUGUGUUUGUGUUUGUGUGUGUGCGUGCGUGUUCAUGUGUGUGUGCGUGCGUGCAUGUGUGUGCGUGCGUGUGAUGCUGUAAUUUGAGUUUGCUGUGAAGAUGCAGUGCCGUUUCCACCUUGUUCUCCAUUCAGAUGCAUGCGGUCUUAGAAGUGUUGUCAGCUGUAGUAGUGUUUUAACCAUCAGUGAAACAUUGCUGUAACACUGUUUGAUUAAUCGGGUGACUUGUUAAAGUGUUAGUACCGUACAGUACAUGCAACAAACCUAACUCAAAUAUGUGCACAAUGUAUCUGCCACUGCAAAUGUCACAUCAUUAAACUGGUUGAACAGCA
Molecule: messenger RNA, 4962 nt
Organism: Engraulis encrasicolus (European anchovy)
Lineage: Eukaryota; Metazoa; Chordata; Actinopteri; Clupeiformes; Engraulidae
Exons: 4
Coding region: 241-3396 (1051 amino acids)
Biological process (GO): regulation of glycogen biosynthetic process
Cellular component (GO): protein phosphatase type 1 complex
Molecular function (GO): glycogen binding; protein phosphatase 1 binding
Source: RefSeq, a predicted model, not a curated record